Formica exsecta is the source of this 3044-nucleotide messenger RNA. RefSeq names its product ubiquitin conjugation factor E4 B-like. Lineage: Eukaryota; Metazoa; Arthropoda; Insecta; Hymenoptera; Formicidae. The transcript is spliced from 4 exons. Gene Ontology annotation, biological process: protein polyubiquitination. Gene Ontology annotation, molecular function: ubiquitin-ubiquitin ligase activity. Bases 264 to 3044 code for a protein of 926 amino acids. Gene Ontology annotation, cellular component: nucleus; ubiquitin ligase complex; cytoplasm. The record is from RefSeq and is a predicted model, not a curated record.
AUGUGUUUUAACACAUUACGCGUGUGUCCUUUGUUUGAACCUUAUUUUUUAGACUUUCUCCUCUUCUAAGAGAAUAUUUGUUAUUGUUAACGCCCUUGUAUUCUCAUUUAACGCCACUUCUGUAUACAUUAUACGCUAGAUUGUGGCCGUAUUGACCUUCGUUCGAGGGCAGGAGCCAUUCAAGCAAAUAAGAAGAAGCGACACGUAACUGGGAAACCGCAUACGAGAGAAAGACCACGUACCCACUAACCUCAACGACGACAAUGAUGCCUAGGAAGAGUACGGCGGCCGCCGCGACAACCGUCCCGUCCUCCGCGACAACCGUCACGUCCUCCGCGACAAUCGUCCCGUCCUUCGUUGCAUCCUCCACGACAACCACCACCUCAUCGUCAUGGAGUAUCAUUCAAUCGCCGCCGAGCACGUUGACGCCGAUCGUCGAUCGAUGGCCAGGCAACCCACUCAAUCUCAACGAUCGUCCGGCAUCUUACAUCGAAACGAUUCGUUAUCUCGAAUCAGAGAACUCGCGGUUGAAGCGGGAGGUGCAAACCACCCAGGAAACUUUCACUCGGGAAAUGUCCAACAUGGAGGCCGUACUCUCUAACAAGCGAAAGCUGCUCGACGUGGCAGACACGGAACGCGUCAAGCUCGAGCUCAAUAUCAAACGCUUGCGGGAUGAUAACGAAGAUCUCAAGAACAAAUUGGAGAAGAAGACAAAGAAUUUGCAGAUAGCAGAACGAAAUGCAAUGAUACAUGAAAAAUGCUCCAGUGAUUUGCAAUCGUGGGUGAAGUGCAAGACACUUACGGAGAAACAAAGUGAUCGAUCGAAAGCAUUGCUCGAUGCUUUGAAACACCAGGGGAAGGAGCAAAUCGAUUUUACAAACGUUGUCAUAUCACGUGUCUUGUGCAUAUCGUGGACAAGACCUAUAGAGGGAAGUAUAUUUCUGCCGCAAAUGGCAUACAUGCAAACACAGAGAAGAAUGAAUUCUAGCGAUAUUAUUCAUCAGGCAUUGAAGGAGGUUUUGUGCAUGUUUUCGAGAGGGGAGGAUCCUUUGAUAGAUGUGUCAUCUGGCCGUGAAGACAGUCCGUAUAGUCAAGCGAGUUCUUUGUUAAGUCUUGUGGGGGAUUCUUCAUUUUGUCAAUUACCAUUGAUACCAAUACGAGGCGACAACUCAUCAGAACCGAAAAGUUUUACUUAUUUAUUAGAUUGUUAUUCAAGAAUUGCAAUUGAAGAAAUAAAUCAUAGAAAGCAAUCCAGUGUACUUCUCUCUGAUACUCUUUCCGAUGUAGUGACAAUUUUGAAAGCGCAAUGUGUUCACUAUUCCAGCCUCGUUCUACAAGGAUUAAUCGGCAUUUGCCAAGCCGCUGUCAUACCUAAGUGUACCACUUAUCUUUACUAUCGGAUAUUAUCGCGGAACUUACCUUGGGGCUAUCUUGACGAGCUCGUGGCUAGGACAUACACGAAUCUGAACAUGUUCGAUAACAUUUUCACUCCAGUCUUGAAACAACUGUGUAUCGCGAUACACACGGCGAGCUUUUACGACAAUACGCCAAGAAGACCGAUCGAGGCGCUAGGCGAACUGAUAGAGAUUUGCUGUGGACCAAACAGCCUUACACAUCCGAUUUGGUCUUUGAUAACGAAUGAAGUUAAAUUCUUGCCUAAUGUUAUGACAUCAGCAGCCAGAAGAGAUCUCUCGAGAACCAAACUCCUGGGAUUGUUUCUCUCGGCAUUGGUAUCUGCCGAAAUGCAACCGAAACUGCUGGAGGGAUUCUUCAAUAAAAAUCCUGGCAAUCCGGAAUUGCCCUAUUUGGACACUUACACGCUGCAGCAAUGGUUGGAGAGUACCAGAAUGUCGUUGCACAAGAUAUUUGAUACGAUACUCGCGAAUAGCAGCUGCCGCGAUUCCACUUUUGCGUACUUGGCGGCGUUGCUACAUCACAACGAGAAACGCGCGCAAAUACAGAUGGAGGACAUUCCCUCCUUUGCCGGAGAUGGAUUUUUGUUGAAUCUACUAUCGAUUUUGCAAAUGCUCUCUGUGAACAUUAAGCUGGAUACUGUAGACCCGCUAUAUCCAUUUCAUCCUUCCAAUUUCGUCGAGAUAAAGAACGACACAAGACUGAAACUCACUUUGCAAGAGGUUGCGGAGUGGCAGAAACAUUUGGACAGCACACAUAAAUGGACGGAACCGAAAUUUCAGACACAAUGUUGGUUCCUCACGCUGCAUUGUCAUCACAUCGCGCUGUUACCGGCGUUGCAAAAUUAUCGGAGAAAAUUGUAUGCCUCAGAGAAUUUACAAAAAAUGCUCGACGAACUGCAAGCUACAGAAUCUCAAUGGAAAGAUGGUCCUUUAGCGGAGCACAAUAAAGACUUGAUCAAACAAUGGAAGCGACAGUUGGAGCAACUGGUUGCAUUCAAAUUAUGUGCAGAGGUAGCUCUGAUAGAGCCCAUCUUUUUGAGAAGAUGCUUAGGCUUUUAUAUAUCGGUCGCCGAAUUUUUGCUGAGUCUUCUAACGCAGACUCCGGAUAAUUUUUUUCCCGAACUUCCGUUGCCUCAAGAAGUUAAGUGCAAAUUCACCGCAUUACCAGAAUGGUACAUGAAAGACAUAGUGGAAUUCUUGUUAUUCACAUUCAAAUUCUGUCCAAUGUAUGAUAUAGAUAUAGAUAUAGAUAUCUCGCCGCUUAUCACUUUGUUACUCGUCGUCGUGUGUACGCCACAUUGUAUACAAAAUCCGCAUCUAAUCGCAAAAAUUAUCGAGGUUCUUUAUAAUUCAUUUAAGUUAUAUAAUGUUCAGGUAGGAGUUUGUAGGGGAACAGAAACUUUUGGCCACAAUCAUUUUAUCCAAUUCAUGGCACAUCCUAUAUCCAAGACAUUUCUGGCGUCGUAUCUCAUGAAAUUUUAUAUCGACGUUGAACUCAUUGACAUUAAUUCCGAAUUUGAGGCCGUGGAAUGCUAUUUCGCAGGAACAACAACAAUCGAGAACGAGACAGCUGGCGGCGGACGAGGCCCAAGCCAGAUUCUCUCUUACAUUAAUCAAGGAAAUAGUUGA